Clunio marinus is the source of this 831-nucleotide messenger RNA. The record is from the annotation of a GenBank genome assembly. NCBI's taxonomy places the organism in Eukaryota, Metazoa, Arthropoda, Insecta, Diptera, Chironomidae.
AGUUCUAUUUUGACAUUGUGUGGAGAAACAUUCGUUUGAAGUUCAAGACGUAGUUCCACUUAUCAGUAUAAAUACUCAAUAAAUAAUUUUAAAGUAACAUCAGAAUGAAAUUCCAAAUAAAGUUUUCAACAAAUUGUGAAACUUUCUGUGGAUUUCAACGAAAUAAAUGGACACCAUUUGGAACUCUAAACGAAUGUCUUGUGGAGAAUGUUGAAAUAGAAUCUCGAAAUGACAAAAUGUUAAGUGUUAAGACUUUUGGCCAUCCCGAUGAUGAUUUUGAUACAUUUACACCUGAGAGUGAUGAUUAUGAUAGUGAUGACGAAGAUUAUUGUUAUGACGUAAAAUCAUUUUACAUUUAUCGAUCACCGGCUUGUCAUUUUAUUCCUCAAGGAAUAUCAAACAACUUUCGAAAUUUAACGGUUUUGGUUCUUUCUUACACCGGUCUUAAGUCACUGACGAAUGAAGACCUUAAGCCUUUUAAACAACUUCGGGGGUUGUAUGUGGAUAACAAUCUCCUUGAAACAUUGGAAACAGACCUCUUCAUGUAUAAUCCAAAACUUCGAGAAAUCAGCUUUAAUGAGAACAAAAUUAAACGAAUUGCAUUUAACAUUCUUGACAAACUGGUAAUGCUUCAAAAAGCGGAAUUUUAUAGAAAUCAUUGCAUUGAUAUGGGAGCAGAAACAUUUCAUCAACUUGAAAAUCUUAAGCUUGUUUUGAAGAAGAAAUUUAAACCAAGAAAACGAAUUCUUGAGAAUUUUGAUGAGACUUUAGAAUAUUGCAAAGCACUUUACGAACAUGAAGAAUAAAAAUGGGAACUUUAAAUGACCAAAU